GAAAGACACAGAAGGACAGAAUCACAUGCUCUCCUCUCACACAGCACGCAGCUCUUCAGCAUGAACUCAGCGCUAUAGAGAGAGAGAGAGAGAGAGAGAGAGAGAGAGAGAGAGAGAAAGAAAGAGAGUUUUAAUUGUUUGUGGGUUUAAGUGUGUGUGUGUGUGUGUGUGUGUGUGUGUGUGUGUGUGUGUGUGUGUGUGGGGGCACAUUUGGACUAAUUACAGGACUGGAACUGUGGAUUUAAGAGAGUCAUCAGUGAGCACUGCAUUAAUCAACCUGCGAGGUUUUGAGAGACUUUUAUCGCAAGACACGAGGAGGAACGACGAUCCGAUGGGACUGAUUAAAACUCAGUGAGUUCGGAGGCCUGAAGGUCAUGGGGUCGUUCACGCUGGGGAAAGCGGCACCGUUGGAGCUGCUGUUAGACGCCUGUAUCACUGCGUUCGAUGAUGAAGGAAAACUAAACGGUAUUCAUCUCCCCCGAACUCUCCUGCUAAUGCACCGAUGGUACGUCUCAUCUCAGGAGCUGGCGAGAAAACUCCUCAUCAUGUAUCGGGACAGUACAGGAGAUGACAGCGAGCGGAUGAGGCUGAAGAUCUGCUAUUUAAUGAGGUACUGGAUUGUAGAGUUCCCUGCUGAGUUCGAUCUGGAUCUUGGUCUGAUUCGACUGACGGAGGAGUUUAGAGACGUAGCGGCACAGCUGGGCUGUGACCAACACCUCCGUCUGCUUGACAUCUCCACCAUCCCUUCAUAUGACUGGAUGAGGAAGCUGACACAGAGGAAGAAGCAGGUGAAGAAAGGCAAAGCAUCACUGCUGUUCGAUCACCUGGAGCCGAUGGAGCUGGCGGAGCACCUCACCUUCCUGGAGUACAAAUCCAUCCGCAGGAUAUCAUUCACAGACUAUCAGAGUUACGUGAUGAACGGCUGUGUGAUGGAUAAUCCCACACUGGAACGUUCCAUUGCUCUGUUUAAUGGUGUGUCCCAGUGGGUUCAGCUGAUGGUCCUCAGUAAACUAACACCACAACACAGAGCUGAUGUCAUCAGCAAGUUCAUCCAUGUGGCCCAGAAACUUCUACACUUGCAGAACUUCAACACACUCAUGGCGGUGGUUGGUGGUUUGAGUCACAGCUCCAUCUCACGCCUGAAAGAAACUCACGCACACCUCAGUGCAGAUGUCACCAAGAUCUGGAGUGAGAUGACGGACCUGGUGUCAUCGAAGGGGAACUACAGUGCGUACCGUAAAGCCUACAGCGAGUGUGAGGGCUUUAAGAUCCCCAUCCUGGGUGUUCACCUGAAGGACCUGAUCGCCGUGCAUGUGGUUUUUCCCGACUGGAUCGACGAGAGUAAACUGAACCUGGUGAAAAUGCAGCAGCUCUACAUCACGUUUAAAGAGCUGAUGGUGCUGCAGAGCUCAGCAGCUCACGUGGAGCCCAACAUGGACCUCAUCAACCUGCUGACUCUUUCACUGGAUCUCUACUACACAGAAGAUGAGAUUUAUGAGCUGUCUUUACUGAGAGAGCCACGAAACACCAAAUCUGUGCCCACUUCUCCAACCACACCGAAUAAGACUCACGCUCCUCUGGACUGGGCUUCAGGAGUGACGACUAAACCCGAUCCUUCUGUCGUCAACAAACACAUCCGCAAAGUAGUGGACUCUGUGUUCAGAAACUACGAUCACGAUCACGACGGAUACAUUUCACAGGAGGACUUCGAGAGCAUAGCGGCCAAUUUCCCCUUCCUGGAUUCAUUCUGUGUGUUAGAUAAAGAUCAGGACGGCUUGAUCAGUAAGGAUGAGAUGAUGGCGUAUUUCCUGCGAGCUAAUCCUGUGCUUCAGUGUAAAAUGGGGCCAGGUUUCAUCCAUAACUUUCAGGAGAUGACGUACCUGAAGCCCACCUUCUGUGAGCACUGCGCUGGAUUCCUCUGGGGGAUUAUUAAACAAGGCUACAAGUGUAAAGAUUGUGGUGUUAAUUGUCAUAAACAGUGUCGUGAGUUGUUAGUGUUAGCGUGUCGGAGACUUCCACGUUCCCCCUCACUCUGCAGCGUCUCACCUGGAGCUCACAGCUCAUUACCCAGCAGCCCCACACUGCCCACCUCUAAAGAUGAAGACGAGGUGUUUGAGUUUCCCUCCGUGUCUCCUUCAGGGUCGGAUUUAGAGACUAAAUCCAUCACUCUGGUCACUGGUUCUGCUCAGAGGAUCUCAGUUCGCUUUCAGAGAGCCACCACGAGUCAGGCCACGCAGACGGAUCCCCUGUGGCCCGAUAACACCUGGAGCGAGUCCGGUUCUGGGUCACACACCUUCCCUAAAAUGAGGUGCAGGCCACAUCGCAAAAGUUCUAAAAAUAAAGGCUUUGCUCGGUGGGAAAACGAGACGAGCGUCCACGAGAGGAGAGAAUCACACAAGCAGCUGGAGGACGAGGGAAGGAACAGAGUGUCACCACUGCAGCAUCAGUACGGCCAGGACGCCAAGAUCAGCUGACUUGGUGUCUCUGAGGGCCAGAUCAGGACUCGGGGGAGGUCUUCAGCACCACGGCCCAGAAUGCUCUCCUCUCUGGGGUACGUUUUGAGGUGCUUCAGACCCCUGGAGUGACCCCAAAGUGUAGAAAGAGGCGAAUAAACAGAGAAACCAGAGCUGCUACCCCGGGGUGCAGACGUUAAUGAGGGACAGUAUGACUGAAAUGCUCAAGACACUGUGGAUGCUGCAGAGGACUGAAGAUGAUUACACAACAUUUUGAUAUUUUUCAUCAUCAUCAUCAUCAUAUUUUACUUUGUGUUUAAAGCCAAACAGUUGCCUUGGAAGCAGAAAUGUGGCACAAAAGAAGCUUUUAUGGUUCUGCAGGUGUUUUGGGGUAAAAGGUGUUUUUCAGGAUGCUUUUAUUUAUUCAGGGGUGGACAAAUCAGGGUUAUUACGAUCCAAACAGGCAAGAGAAAUGAAAUGCUGCGAAAUGAUUUGAGCUGAGUGACUGAUUACUUCACUGAAAUGAAGUGCAUUAAUACAUCAGAGGAAAACAAGUGAGAGCUCAAAGCACAAAGACAAGAAGUAGAACCGACUGAAACGAGUCAAUCAGAUUCAGACUCCAGGGAACAAGUGGAAUGUAGCGAGAGGGUGAAAGAUUUGUCAAAAAUCAGGGUCAGAGUCAGGGUCAGAGACAGAGUCAGGGUCAGAAUUAGAGUCAGAGUCAGGGUCAGAGACAAGGUCAGAGACAGAGUCAGGGUCAGGAUUAGCGACAGAGUCAGGGUCAGAGACAAGGUCAGAGUCAAGGUCAGGAUUAGAGACAAAGUCAGGGUCAGAGACAAAGUCAGAGUCAGGGUCAGAGACAAGGUCAGAGACAGAGUCAGGGUCAGGAUUAGCGACAGAGUCAGGGUCAGAGACAAGGUCAGAGUCAGUGUCAGAGUCAGGGUCAGGAUUAGAGACAAAGUCAGGGUCAGAGACAAGGUCAGAGUCAGGGUCAGUGUCAGAGUCAGGGUCAGGAUUAGAGACAAAGUCAGAGUCAGAGACAAGGUCAGAGUCAGGGUCAGAGACAGAGACAAGGUCAGAGUCAGAGACAGAGUCAAGAUUAGAGACAGUCAGGGUCAGAGACAGAGUCAGGGUCAGAGACAGAGUCAGGGUCAGAAUUAGAGACAGAGUCAGAGACAAAGUCAGAGACAGAGUCAGAGACAAAGUCAGAGAACAAGCGGAAUGUAGUGAGGGUGAAAGUUUUGGGGUCAGAGUCAGAGUCAGGGUCAGAGUCAGGGUCAGGAUUAGAGACAAAGUCAGAGACAGAGUCAGGGUCAGAGAACAAGUGGAAUGUAGUGAGGGUGAAAGUGUUGGGGUCAGAGUCAGAGUCAGGGUCAGAGUCAGAGUCAGGGUCAGAGUAAAGUUAUUAUAACUAUACAUAAAAACAAUACAGUUGUAAUAUAAUUAAAAGAGAAAGGGAAGUAAUAAACAAAUGAAUAAAUUAGAAAGCUGUAGGUUUCUGACACAGUGCUGUGAGAGAUAUCAAUCACCUGGGGAUGUUGUUCAGAGGCUGUGAGAGAAACAUAAUCAACUGCAGACUAUCAAUACCUCCGCUUCAUCCCACCGUCAGAGAUAAACGUGCACACAGACGUGUUCUCUGUGGUCCUGAGACUGAUUUGUCCACUCCUUGUGUUAAAGGUCAUGUAGGAGGUGUUUGCUGUGUAAAAUGAGCUUCUUUAGUUUUGCACUAAAGCUACGAAGCUAGAAAGUAACGGCAUGCUAAUCCUGAAACUAGACUAUUAUCAAAUCCUUUGCUGUGUUUGUGUGUGUGUGUGUGUGUGUGUGUGUGUGUGUGUUUGUUUGUGUUCUCAGGUUUUUUACUUGAGGUGUAAACUUUCUUUUUCAUUUUGUGUCAUAUUCAGAGUUAAAACACUACAUAAGGUUUUAGUAGAGGAGAAUUUAAGCUGAACGUGUGACAGGUUUCUGGAGUUCAUGCCAUGGUCCAGAAGGUUGGACUGAUAUACUAUAAUGUAGUUUUGGUGUUGAGUCUGAUAUUAGCACGUUUAUGACAUCAUCGAGUGGAAAAUAGUCAAUAACACUAAUGAUGUUUGAGCAGGAUCUCAUUAUGGACUGGAGAUGAAGGUACGCCGCUCAGAUCAGGAGGACGUGAUGAACAGAUCUACACAUAAACAUAAACAUCAUAAAAAAAAGAUCAGGACCUUUUAAUAUAUGAAGAUUCUUUAUUAAAAUAAAUACAAUAUGUUAUUA
This is a messenger RNA of Tachysurus vachellii, 4700 nucleotides long. RefSeq names its product RAS guanyl releasing protein 3 (calcium and DAG-regulated) (gene rasgrp3). Gene Ontology annotation, biological process: positive regulation of GTPase activity; Ras protein signal transduction. The record is from RefSeq and is a predicted model, not a curated record. Gene Ontology annotation, cellular component: plasma membrane. Gene Ontology annotation, molecular function: calcium ion binding; guanyl-nucleotide exchange factor activity. The coding region runs from base 375 to 2474 and encodes 699 amino acids. The transcript has 17 exons. NCBI's taxonomy places the organism in Eukaryota, Metazoa, Chordata, Actinopteri, Siluriformes, Bagridae.